AUGGAGCGCUACUCAGUUGGAACUCUCCGAAAACUUGAUGGGAAUAAAGGAAUGGAGCGUGGGAUACAAACUGAGGCCCAUUACCUGGUCAAGUUCUUCAAGGACGAAAAUGGAAGAGCUGUCAACCCUUCCUUUCCCAUUGUUCAUGCUGUCUCUAAUGUGAUCUGUGCUGUGGUUUUUGGACAUCUAGAGAAUGAAACCUUUUGCCAGUUGAUUGAAGCAUACAAUUGUAUAGUGGCUUUUGGGAACAGCUACCUUUACUAUGUGUGUGAAAUUUUCCCAUGGGCUGCAGAGAGACUCCCAGGACUUUUGAAGAAAGCAUCAUCUUGCUGUGAUUUUGUUCAUUCUUUCAUAAGGAAGGAAAUAAAAAAGCACAGGGAAAGAGGCAUAAUAGAUAAACCGGAAGAUUUCAUUGACUUUUACCUGGAUCAGAUAGAGAAGACUAAAAAUACUCCCAAAUCUACAUUUGAUGAAGACAACAUUGUGCAGUCUGUUUUUGACCUUUUCCUGGGUGGCUCAGAGACCACUGCCACCACUCUGUGUUGGGCUCUGCUCUACACAGUGGCUUACCCUGACGUCCAAGAGCAAGUCCAGAAGGAGCUUGAUGUUCUGAGUUGUUCCCAUUUAAUUUGCUAUGAAGACAGAAAAAAGUUGCCCUAUAAAAAUGCUGUAAUUCAUGAGAUCCAGCGAUACAGUAAUAUACUCCUAGUUGCACUACCCAGACAGAGUGUGAAGGACACAGAACUGCUGAGAUUUCCUAUUCCCAAGGUAAAAAUACGCUGCAUAUUUGAAUACGUGGUACACUUGCAGCAGUUUUUUAAACUGAUUUAACAUAACUUCUAAAUGACUGAAGCCACCCCAGCUGGCGAUUCAAAAAUGCUGUCCUUUUUCACUUUGUUUUGAUUUAACUGCUCAUUUAGUUGAAAUGUGAGUUACCUUUGUAUGCCUUAAAAUUUUUGCUUUCCUCUUUAUUUGGUUAAUCACUACCCUAAAAGAUGCUUUUCAGACAGUUGCAUCCUGGGAAUUGUAUGUACAAAGAGUUAAGCUUUUGUUCUUGUUUUCUGUUUGGAAAAUUUUGGUAAAUAUCUUCUGAUGCGUAACAAAUAAAGACAUUAAGUGAAGAAUUAGAAUUGGGCCUUAUUCAUUGCUAACUGGAAGGAGGAUUUACAGAGAUAGGACUUGGAGCAAAGUCUGUAGAUCAGAAGUCUCAUGAAUAAAGACCCAUGCAUUUUUUCUCAUAAGCCACAGUUGCGUUUGUGGAGAUAAGCUUAGAGGGCUUUCAUUCUGUCCCAGGAUACUUGUGGGUGCAGGAGUUAGAAGAAAGUUUUGGAGGAAGCUUUCUAGAGAGGCAGAUAAUACAAUCUAAAAUAACAUUCCCUUAGACUGAUCAGGUUUAUGGUUACGCAAGCUUGUUGCAUAAAAUCCUGCCAUUGACACCAGACUUUCACCCACCUGCGCAAUA
Molecule: messenger RNA, 1462 nt
Organism: Cuculus canorus (common cuckoo)
Lineage: Eukaryota; Metazoa; Chordata; Aves; Cuculiformes; Cuculidae
Product: cytochrome P450 2J4
Biological process (GO): arachidonate metabolic process; xenobiotic metabolic process
Cellular component (GO): intracellular membrane-bounded organelle; cytoplasm
Molecular function (GO): iron ion binding; heme binding; oxidoreductase activity, acting on paired donors, with incorporation or reduction of molecular oxygen, reduced flavin or flavoprotein as one donor, and incorporation of one atom of oxygen
Source: RefSeq, a predicted model, not a curated record